UCCUCCCUCUUCCUCCCUUUCCUUUAAACCUUCACAAACUCAAAAUGAAACUGCUACCAUUACCAUUAUCACUAUUCAGACCAAAAGAAUGGCCAUUAUGCACACAACAACCAAGAACAUCCUCCUUUCAUAUAACCACCAUGAAAGAUGAUGAUCUCUUCAAAACGAUUAACUCUAUCUACUUCGACCCAGAAAACGACGCCGUUGAGACACCUGAUUCCUGGUUCACUAACUCGUCCGAUUCGACGAGUUUAUCAAGUUUAGAAUACGAUGAUAAUUCGAAUCUUCUAGAAGAUAUUGUUCGUGGGGCACAACAAGAUAACCGGGUUUUAUUCGACCCGAAUGAAUCGGAUUCACCCAAAUUGAUUGUUGAAACAACAAGGUUUGAGAAAUCUGUCGCAAUUUCAGUAGAUAGUGAAGACCCGUACCAAGAUUUUAGGGUUUCGAUGGAAGAAAUGGUGGAAAAUUUAGGAAUGGUAGAUGAUUGGGAUGGGUUAGAAGAGUUAUUAAGAUGGUAUUUGAAGGUUAAUAGGAAAGAUAAUCAUGAAUUUAUUAUUAAUGCGUUUGUUGAUUUAGUUCAUGAUUUUAUUGCUAAAACUAGUAGAGAUGAUCAUCAUGAUGAUCAUGAUGAUGCUCAAAUUUCUAAGUCUAGUACUUAUUUUUCUUCAGCUGCUUCUUCUCUUUCUUUGGCUUCUACAUAAAAAGAUGGAAGAAGCUCGGGCUGACACGCGGGCCAUGGUUGCCUGAAACAUGGCACAGACACAAUAUAAUAUUGUUUACAGUAAGAUUUGAUAUGAGGUACCAUGUAUAUAUAUGUAUUGGAAAAUAACUCAUAUAUGAUUUUAUAUAGAAGAAUUUGAGAGAGGUCAACUAAAAACUAUUUGAUGGGCUGUUGAUUUUAGUAUGGAAACUCAUUGAAGUUGUAUGCCGCUAGCUUUUCUCUUACGUGGAUUUUAUCUACAAGGCCAAAUUUAUCAACAUGAGCUACUUUGCAAAACACAAUUUUUAUGGUUAGAUUUAUUUUUUGAUGGCCAUGGAACGUCAUGAUACGAUAUUAUUCACAGCACGACUUGGCCAAGGGCGAAGCAAUAGAUCGGGCCGGGCCUGACUCUCGCGAUUUAUUUUUACAGUUUAUUCUUGCGAUCUAGUUUUCUAAUUUCGCCCCUUAAAUUUUUUCGCCUCUUAAGUUUUAUAUCUUGGUUUCACUCUUGGAAUUACACGAUGUAUUUAGCACGAAGCAUAAUAUAUAAAGAACGCAACACAACACAAUUUUUAUAGCUACUUAAACAUAAUAAAUAUAAGGGUAAUAGUUCUUCACUUUGUAGGGAUGUUUCUUGGGUCCUCCUUCAAUUAAUGAAUAGUGCGGCGAAAUGUUUUUGUAAAUAUAGAAUUGAAAUGAAAGAUUAUGGAUAGCUUUUUAAAACUUUGUUCACAUUUUAUAUAUUUGUAAGCAUAAUUAAUGUAUU
Molecule: messenger RNA, 1466 nt
Organism: Amaranthus tricolor (Joseph's coat)
Lineage: Eukaryota; Viridiplantae; Streptophyta; Magnoliopsida; Caryophyllales; Amaranthaceae
Product: transcription repressor OFP13
Exons: 1
Coding region: 45-701 (218 amino acids)
Biological process (GO): negative regulation of DNA-templated transcription
Source: RefSeq, a predicted model, not a curated record